This is a messenger RNA of Oikopleura dioica, 366 nucleotides long. The record is from the annotation of a GenBank genome assembly. NCBI's taxonomy places the organism in Eukaryota, Metazoa, Chordata, Appendicularia, Copelata, Oikopleuridae.
AUGUGGAAUCGGUUCACAAAUUUCGCCACGAGAAGGUUUCUGUCUGCCUCUCAAAAAGCAUGGCUGGAUCAUCCUGCUGGGCCAAAGACAGUCUUUUUCUGGGCGCCUGCGUGGAAAUGGGCCCUUGUUUUUGCCGGAAUUGGUGAUUAUUUCAGACCGGCUGAAAAACUGUCACUGAAUCAAUCCGCUUCCCUCACCGCCACUGGCUUCAUUUGGAGCCGUUACUCAAUGGUGAUCAUUCCGAAAAACUACGUUUUAUUUUCCGUCAAUCUCGCACUCGGGCUAACUGGAGCGAUGCAGGUCGGCCGAAUUCUCCACUAUCAAACAACAGACGAAUACAAAGCCAAACAAGCUCAACAGUCAUGA